AUUCGUUGUUCAAUGAUUGAGUUGUUCGUUGUGCUAGAAAUUUCUCGUCAUCAGCCGGUUGUCUGCUGAGAGAAGAGCGUGUGUUAGUGGAUCAAUUAUUCAUUUAUCUGACCUCAAAAGGCUGUUUCUCGUUUAAUUUGCUUUUGCUGAGUUAUUAGUGAUAUAAAAUGGCUGCAAUGUCUGUUAUCGGUAUUGACUUUGGUAAUGAAUCUUGUUAUGUUGCCGUCGCGAGAGCAGGCGGUAUUGAAACUAUAGCAAAUGAUUACAGUCUGCGUGCUACACCAUCAUGUGUUGCCUUCAGCGGACGAAACAGAGUUCUUGGGGUUGCCGCAAAAAACCAAAUGGUUACCAACAUGAAAAACACCAUUCAUGGCUUCAAGAGACUGCUGGGCCGAAAGUACAAUGAUCCUUACGUUCGCCAAGAAAUGGUCCACCUCCCUUACAAUCUAAUUGCUAAUCAGGACGGCUCAAUUGGAAUUAAGGUUCACUAUUUAGAUGAAGACCACGUAUUUUCUCCUGAACAAAUAACUGCUAUGUUACUAACAAAACUCAAGGAUACUUCGGAAGUUGCCCUCAAGACCAAAGUGAAUGAUUGUGUGAUCUCGGUUCCGUCGUACUUCACAAAUGCUGAGAGGAAAGCCCUGCUGGACGCUGCAGCUAUUGCUGGCCUGAACGUUCUGCGGCUGUUCAACGAAACCACAGCCACCGCUCUUGCCUACGGUAUCUACAAGCAGGACCUGCCACCGCCCGAGGAGAAGCCUAGGAAUGUCGUCUUUGUGGACUGUGGCCAUGCCUCACUUCAAGUGUCUGCCUGUGCUUUCAAUAAGGGUAAACUCAAGAUGUUGGCUUGCUCCUCGGAUUGCCAGCUCGGUGGCAGAGACUUUGACUUUAUUCUUGCCAAACACUUCAACAAGGAGUUCAUCUCCAAGUACAAGGUUAACGCUGAGAACAACCCCAGAGCCUUCCUACGACUGGCCACUGAGGUCGAGAAGGUCAAGAAGCAGAUGUCUGCAAACUCUACUCGCCUUCCGCUCAACAUUGAGUGUUUCAUGGACGACAAAGAUGUGCAUGGUGAUAUAAACAGAUCUGAAAUGGAGGCACUGUGCGCUCACUUGUUGCAACGUGUGGAGAAAACACUGCAGAAGUGUCUUGAGGAUUCAAAGCUGCGACAGGAUGAGAUUCAUUCCGUCGAAAUUGUGGGAGGCUCCAGCCGUAUCCCUGCGAUUAAGAGCUUAAUCGAGAACAUCUUCGGGAAACAUCCGAGCACAACACUGAACCAGGACGAGGCAGUGUCACGAGGCUGCGCACUGCAGUGCGCGAUGCUCUCCCCCGCCGUCAGGGUGCGGGAAUUCAGUGUCACAGAUCUUCAGAACUACCCCAUCAAACUUGUCUGGGACGCCAACAUGGGGGAGAACGGAGAAAUGGAGGUGUUCCCUCAGCACCACCAAGUUCCAUUCAGCAAGAUGCUGACAUUCUACAGAAGAGAACCGUUUACUAUCAAAGCGUACUAUGCUGCUCCAACCCCUUAUCCUGACAGCUAUAUAGGCCAAUUCACAGUGAAAGAUGUGAAACCAACUCCAGAAGGUGAAAGUGCUAAAGUGAAGGUGAAAGUCAGAGUCAACCUUCACGGAAUCCUGACCAUCAGUGGAGCGUCCUUGGUGGAGAAGUUGCCGGCAUCUGAAAACGACACAAAUGACGAGCAGGCCCCACCGGAACCGAUGGAUGCCUCCACGAUUCCCCCCAACGAAUCGGUCAACGGAAUGGAGAGUGAGCCGAUUUCACCGGAGGUAAUGGCACAAUCUGCGGCAAAACAGAGAACAGAGGGAGUAAAGACUCCUGAGGGAGCCAAAGACCGUUCGAAACCGAGUCCCAAACGCAAAUCUUCUGUCCUCAAUGAAGAGAUAAUGAAUGAUCCGCAAAAGCUGUUCAAUUGGUUUCAUGACGUGGUAUGUGCAGAAUUGUUUAGCGGAGUUCGACUUGGGAUUUACUUGAAACUCUACGGCUGAGCUAGUAACAAGGUG
Molecule: messenger RNA, 2021 nt
Organism: Homalodisca vitripennis (glassy-winged sharpshooter)
Lineage: Eukaryota; Metazoa; Arthropoda; Insecta; Hemiptera; Cicadellidae
Gene: Hsc70Cb
Product: heat shock protein 105 kDa
Biological process (GO): protein folding
Cellular component (GO): cytosol; nucleus
Molecular function (GO): ATP binding; ATP-dependent protein folding chaperone
Source: RefSeq, a predicted model, not a curated record